This is a messenger RNA of Mesocestoides corti, 956 nucleotides long. The record is from the annotation of a GenBank genome assembly. Lineage: Eukaryota; Metazoa; Platyhelminthes; Cestoda; Cyclophyllidea; Mesocestoididae.
CCGCGUCGAUUCCGCAGCCGGAGCCCACCAAUGAGGCUGAAGCGCCUGAUUUGAACCCGACUGCCGUUAACCAAUCACCUCCUGACAAAUGUGACCUGACUGAACAUGGUGCCGCGAACACCUCUUGCGACGAGACGUCAGGCGGUCGCCUAGUUACUGAGGUGGAACACCAGUCAAUCGAGGAGUUCUUCAACACCUUCAAGCCCUCCGCCGUAGCUCGGGCUACUUCAGUGUCUCUGGAAGGCUCGUCUAGAGACGGCGACGCUGUCGGCGACGACGACCCCUACCUCGAGUCCAUCCUCGAUCGGAUAAAGGAGCAGUUGAUGCUGAAGUCUGCGACCAAGGAGGAGGUGGCUGUGCGGCGACAGCAGUGGCGCGAGUUGGCCAUUAAACUGCAGGGUGUCAAACACUGGGAGGGAUUCAGCCAGGUCUUUAUGGUCUCUUCAGCUACCGGCGAGGGGAUUGACAAUUUGCGAAACUACCUUCUGGAACGAGCCAAACCAGGCAAGCAGUGGCUUCUCUCUCCGGCCCUCAUAACCGACCAGGAGCCUUCAGAGCUGAUUCGGAUGUGCGUCUGGGCGCAUUGUCUAGACCUAUUGCCGCAAGAAGUACCCUACGGUCUGGUUAUCACCGUGGACGAGUGUGAACGUGUUCGGUUGGCGUCUGAAGGCGACGACCGCAUCUACGUGCACGCUCGCAUCCGCUGUCCAAAUGAGCGGUCAAUUAAAAAUGUCAUUGGUCCUGGCGGCUCGACUAUCCGUUCGAUAGCAAGCGCAGCGAAACAGGAACUCAGUAGUAUGUUUCAAGCACCUACAGUCGUCAAGCUGACUGCCGAGGCUGUUCGUCCCUCGCAGAAGUCAAUGCGUCGAAUGCGUGCUGCCAAGGACUUUGCCGAGGUGUUUCCCAACUUUGGUGUGGAAACGCGCUCGCCAGGACUUGAAGUAGCCGAAGCCUAG